Meleagris gallopavo (turkey) is the source of this 1617-nucleotide messenger RNA. NCBI's taxonomy places the organism in Eukaryota, Metazoa, Chordata, Aves, Galliformes, Phasianidae. The record is from RefSeq and is a predicted model, not a curated record.
UUGCUUUGCUUUUCUUCCAGAUAUGGACGUGUCGAAAGCGUCAAAAUACUCCCUAAGAGGGGGUCGGAAGGCGGAGUGGCAGCGUUUGUGGAUUUUGUGGACAUCAAAAGUGCGCAGAAGGCGCACAACUCUGUCAACAAAAUGGGCGAUAGAGACCUACGGACGGAUUAUAAUGAACCAGGAACCAUUCCCAGUGCUGCUCGGGGAUUGGAUGAUACAGUUUCCAUAGCAUCUCGUAGUAGAGAGGUUUCUGGGUUCAGAGGAGGUGGGGGGGGGCCCACUUAUGGCCCCCCACCAUCGCUUCAUGCACGGGAAGGACGUUAUGAGCGGAGACUUGAUGGGGCUUCAGAUAACAGGGAGCGUGCUUAUGAACAUAGUGCCUAUGGACACCAUGAACGGGGGACGGGAGGAUUUGAUCGGACAAGGCAUUACGAUCAGGAUUACUAUAGAGAUCCUCGAGAGCGGACUUUACAACAUGGGCUCUAUUAUACUUCUCGGAGUCGAAGUCCAAACCGUUUUGAUGCUCACGACCCCCGUUACGAACCUAGGGCCCGGGAACAGUUUACAUUGCCCAGUGUGGUACACAGGGAUAUCUACAGGGAUGAUAUUACACGGGAGGUACGAGGCAGAAGGCCAGAACGGAAUUACCAGCACAGCAGGAGCCGCUCGCCGCAUUCGUCCCAGUCCCGGACCCAGUCCCCGCAGCGGCUGGCCAGCCAGGCCUCCAGGCCCACGCGCUCCCCCAGCGGCAGCGGCUCCAGGAGUCGGUCUUCCAGCAGCGACUCCAUCAGCAGCAGCAGCAGUACCAGCAGUGACAGCAGUGACUCCAGCAGCAGUUCGAGUGACGAGUCGCCGGCACGCUCAGUGCAGUCCACAGCGGUCCCCGCACCUGCAUCCCAGCUGCUUCCAUCUCUGGAGAAAGAUGAACCCAGGAAAAGUUUUGGGAUCAAGGUCCAAAAUCUUCCAGUGCGCUCAACAGAUACAAGCCUUAAAGAUGGACUUUUCCAUGAAUUCAAGAAGUAUGGGAAGGUGACGUCGGUGCAGAUUCAUGGGGCCUCUGAGGAACGGUAUGGACUGGUGUUCUUCCGACAGCAGGAGGACCAGGAAAAAGCACUGAAUGCCUCCAAAGGAAAGCUUUUCUUUGGCAUGCAGAUUGAAGUGACAGCUUGGAUAGGACCAGAAACAGAAAGCGAGAAUGAAUUUCGUCCUUUGGAUGAAAGGAUAGAUGAGUUUCACCCAAAAGCAACAAGAACUCUCUUCAUUGGCAACCUGGAGAAGACAACCACCUAUCAUGACCUUCGCAACAUCUUUCAGCGCUUUGGUGGCAUAGUGGAUAUUGACAUUAAGAAAGUGAAUGGUGUUCCUCAGUAUGCAUUCCUGCAAUACUGUGACAUUGCAAGUGUUUGUAAAGCAAUUAAGAAGAUGGAUGGGGAAUAUCUUGGAAACAACCGGCUCAAGCUGGGUUUUGGAAAGAGCAUGCCUACAAACUGCGUGUGGUUAGAUGGUCUUUCUACAAACGUUACGGAUCAGUAUUUAACUCGACAUUUCUGCCGAUACGGGCCUGUGGUGAAGGUAGGUGGGAGGCUUUGGUGUAUGGUUUGAAGUUGUUACUGUCUU